AUGGCUUCUGGCUCUGGCUCUGGAUCUCCAUGUGGGGCAUGCAAGUUCCUCAGACGAAAGUGUUCAGCUGAGUGCAUCUUCGCUCCUUACUUUUGCUCCGAACAUGGACCAGCUAGAUUUGCAGCCAUCCAUAAAGUGUUUGGUGCUAGCAACGUUUCCAAGUUGCUCUUGCAUAUACCCGCUCAUGAUCGUUGUGAGGCUGUGGUUACAAUUGCUUAUGAAGCCCAAGCUCGUAUCAGAGACCCUGUCUACGGUUGUGUCUCCCAUAUUUUAGCCUUACAGCAACAGGUAGCGAGCUUGCAGGCACAACUGAUGCAAGUGAAGGAACAACUGGCUCAGAACCUGAUGGAGUCAAGGAAAGUGGAGAAUCAUUGGUCAGGGAAUGUAGCUGGACGAUUCAAUCCAUUUUGUUCCACUAACAUGAACCCUAUAUCUCCUCAGAGCUCGGUUGACUCAAUUGAUUAUAGCAGCAUCAAUGAUGGAAUGAGCAUGCAAGAUAUGCAAAGCAGAGAGGAUUUCUCAUUCCAAGCUUGUUAUAAGAAAAGAUCAUACAACACUGACUUGGGUGAGCUGCAAGAGCUGGCACGUAGGAUGAUGAGAAACUAUAACUAG
Molecule: messenger RNA, 612 nt
Organism: Gastrolobium bilobum
Lineage: Eukaryota; Viridiplantae; Streptophyta; Magnoliopsida; Fabales; Fabaceae
Product: LOB domain-containing protein 16-like
Exons: 2
Coding region: 1-612 (203 amino acids)
Biological process (GO): hormone-mediated signaling pathway; positive regulation of DNA-templated transcription
Cellular component (GO): nucleus
Source: RefSeq, a predicted model, not a curated record